GACUUCCCCGUGAAGUGCGGCACAAAUAUCCAGCUGGUCGUUCGGGUCGAGCAGACACGCACCUUCCCUCGUGAAGGACAUCACCGUGGCAAGAGGUCUUACACCCACUUCAAAUGGUUGGAGGGGAGGUGGAUAUCCCCAUCCAUGGACCUGGAGCAAAUUAUCCAGCAGAUUGAAACUGUAGAAGCACAGGCUCUGAAAGAAGAUUGUUCUUGGAUGUCCUUUGCAGUGGGUGACCUCAAGAAGCGUUAUAACAUUAGGACAAAGAAUCAUGAUCCUCAUGCUAACCUGAAUUAGAAUGUGAAUAGGCUGAGGGAAACAGGUUGUACAAGUGAGCGGAACAUGCAACACAGGACAGUCCCAUUUCUGCAUAUUCUGUGAAUUUUGGCAGUGGAGGGAG
Molecule: messenger RNA, 400 nt
Organism: Darwinula stevensoni
Lineage: Eukaryota; Metazoa; Arthropoda; Ostracoda; Podocopida; Darwinulidae
Source: the annotation of a GenBank genome assembly